AUGUGGGCAGGAUUUGUGCUGUGCCUGGACCUUGGAUUGCGGGGGGCCCUCAGUGCUGUCCUGGCACUGAGCUGCAUGUGGAGGGCCCAAAGUCUCCUUUCUGUGGCUGUUUCUCCACUGCUGCCACGUGACCCUGGUGUUUCCAUUCGCCUUGAUACUUGGUCGGACCUGCUGGAGGUGUUAUUGAAGGGGAUGGCGGAAGGCCCAGAGUUUAAGGUGGUUCUUCACCUGGAGCUGAUGCUGAUGUCCCUGUACAAUGUAAGCAUCAAUUUGAAAGGCCUGAAAUACAUCAGCGAGAGUCCAGGAUUCAUCCCGUUGCUGUGGUGGCUUUUGAGUGACCCUGAUGCAGAGGUGUGCCUUCAUGUACUGAGGCUUGUCCAGUCCGUGGUUCUGGAACCUGAAGUCUUCUCCAAGUCGGCCUCUGAGUUCCGGAGCUCCCUGCCCCUGCAACGCAUCCUGGCAAUGUCCAAGAGCCGCAACCCCCGCCUGCAAACCGCAGCCCAGGAGCUCCUGGAAGAUCUCCGCACUCUGCAGCAUAAUGUGUAGGUGUGCUCGGCCACCAGGGUUCUGGUGAAAAUGCCGGUGUCCCUUCUCCUCCCCAGAUCCCUCAUUUGAUACUGCAAAACUGUCACCACGUGUCAUGUGUUAGAGUUGGCAAAAUGUGAUUGACUAGAGAUGGACCUGAAUUGAUAAGUAUUCCACAUAACUUGCCUUGGCAGUGAGAGUACUUGGAGGUGGUUGGUUAAGCUUGCCAAGGAAGAGGCCAUGAAAGAACCUGUCCUUCCAGAAAAGUGGUCCAUGUCUGUGCUGGCUGGAAGAGGGCUUGCUUAGGGCAGUUUCUUGCUGCUCAAAAGACCAUGACCGAUAGGUUCACCUAUAAAACAGGGAAAUUAAAUAA
Molecule: messenger RNA, 898 nt
Organism: Piliocolobus tephrosceles (Ugandan red Colobus)
Lineage: Eukaryota; Metazoa; Chordata; Mammalia; Primates; Cercopithecidae
Product: heat shock factor 2-binding protein-like
Exons: 4
Coding region: 1-546 (181 amino acids)
Cellular component (GO): cytosol
Source: RefSeq, a predicted model, not a curated record